Messenger RNA from Neltuma alba, 1978 nucleotides. RefSeq names its product peroxisome biogenesis protein 3-2. Gene Ontology annotation, cellular component: peroxisomal membrane. The record is from RefSeq and is a predicted model, not a curated record. Gene Ontology annotation, molecular function: protein-macromolecule adaptor activity. Lineage: Eukaryota; Viridiplantae; Streptophyta; Magnoliopsida; Fabales; Fabaceae. The transcript is spliced from 7 exons. Gene Ontology annotation, biological process: protein import into peroxisome membrane. Bases 323 to 1438 code for a protein of 371 amino acids.
UGCUGAUUAACUCCGAAAGGGGUUGAACCUUGUGAUUCGAUUCGAAUGCUCAAGGUUUCGCUUCUUCCGUCAUUUUACUUCCUUGGAUUUUCCAUUCAUCUCUUUCCCCAAUAUGAGCUUUUCUUUUUGUGUCGCUGUCUGCCAUGAAUGCCCACUUGUGCAUUUAUAACCAAAGGGGCUAGUUUACCGAAGCUUAUUUAUUGAUACCCUUCCCUCGCUAGUAAAUUUUUCCACUUUCCUUUCCUGAGUAACCCAGUGGAUGCGGACUAACUACAAAGCGAAGGCAUGGUAGUGGAUUUUUUGUAUUCAUCAUAGCAGCAAAAUGUUUUCUCUGAGGAAUUUUUGGAGACGGCAUAGGAGGAAGAUUUUCGUCACUGCUGGUGUGUUUGGAAGUGGUUAUCUUUUGUAUAAAUUGUAUGGUGCUUACAAGCGUAGACUUGAUGUACUGGAGGGAGAACUCACACUUCAGAGAGAAAAUGAGGAGCUCAUUAAGGCUCAGAUGCAAGCUCACUUUGAGAAUAUUCAGAUGAUUUCUGACACAAUAACGUUGCCUCAUGCAAUGCACUAUUUGAGUUGUCGGAUAGCGGAAGAUCUGGAUCUUUCUCAGCUUCUUGAGAGGCUAAUUCAAGGAAAGGGGCAACCAAACACGUUAACAAGUUCAGAGAAACUAGAAUUAUGGGAUAGACUCAAAAUAUUAAGUUUUACAAGAAUGGCACUGUCAGUAUGGGCAACAACUAUGCUUAGCUUAUAUGUAAAAGUUCAAGUCAAUAUACUGGGAAGGCUUCUAUAUAUUGAUACUGCUCGAAGCCUUGGAGGCUCCAAUUUGAUGGAGAAUAGGGAUAUUGUUGACAGGGAAGACCAGCAGAAAUUUCUUGGAAGCGUAGAUUUUCUCUCUCAAUAUGGUAUACCUUCCUUGGUUUUUGGCAUGGAGCUGGCAACUAAAGAAGCUCUUAAAGGCAAGCAGUUGAGAGAUUUCUUCAACAGCAAAGCACUCCAUGAAACUAUCAUGCAGAUCCUCAACACAUUCAUGAGCAGAGGAAGUCCGCACUCCUGGGUGAAGUACAUGAUGCCUGAGGCUUUUGAAUCACCUAAAACAGCCUCCAGCAGUAGUGUUGAUCCAAUUCCUUCUGACACAAUUGGAUUAGAUCAACUAAUGGCAGAGGCACGGGCAGUGCUAACAAGCGCUGAAUUUGGGAACGUUGUGGAGAUAUCUCUGAAAGCAGUGUUGGACGCACUCAUAGAGCUCAUGGUGACUAAAUUUGGAGGAGGAAAUUUAACCUCAGGCGUGCCGCUGGCCAAAUUGUUGCCUCAAAUUGCUCAUAUGUGUCCUCUUCUCUUCGAAGAGCUAAGCAAAAAUCAGUUCAUCCAAACCAUUAGAAAUUUACCCGAGGUUGAAAUCUUUUUCACCCUCCUCUAUGCAAAUGUACCAAGCGCAUAGCCAAGUAUUAAUUAUGCUUUAAGUGAAAAUCAAAAAGGGGAAAAGGAUUAAAUUUAUUACAUGGAUAGUACGAGGCAUCAAUGUAAAAUAGUUUAAAGAGGUCCAAAAGGCUUCUUGAAAGAAUUACUUAGGGGCUCAAUUGUUAUUCUUGGUCUCACCAGCAUGGCAGUUUUCUUUUUGGUGCAGUUAUGUGCCCUGCUUCUUCGGCCUAAACCCGGGCUUUAGAUGAACUGUCCUUUCGGGCUACGGUUUCCUUUUUCUCAGUAGUCUGUACUGUAUAGACAAUAAUGAUUUUUAUUAUUUCUUCCAUUUUCUUUGUUCAUGGAUUGCUUCCUUUUUGGUCCACUAAUCCAGGAAUUGCUUGUUGAUCCUGUGAAACAAUGCCAGAACCUAGUCUUGUAGAUUCUAUUUCAUUAUUCACUAUGUGAGUGUGGUUCUAUUAGUGUGUGAGCGUGCAUCUGAAGUGAGUUUUACUGAAUACUGUUAUUUGAUAUUUGUGAUUGUUCUAGGUAAUUUGACUUCAGUUAUGAUGAUAGUUCA